GAGCAAGAAGGAGACCCUGGAGGUCCGCAUGCUGGCGGAGGAGCAGGUGGUGUUGCUAAAGCAACAAUUGGUGGCCAUCCGCCGCGCACCUGGCCAACACGGAGCGCGAGUCCAACGACCUGCGCCGCCUGCUGGACAAAGAGCUGAAGCAGAAGGAAGAGAAGGAGCACGAGUUGAUGCAGAAGGAGAGGAGCAAGUCCCACCUGGAGCAGGCCAAGCAGGCCAGCAUUGAGCGUUUGAUGGAGGAGCUGAAUGAUAAGGACCGGCGCCUGAGGAAGCUGUCCGAGGAGCAGGACCGCAGCACUCGCCUGCAGUCCAUGACACAGGAGAAGGUGCGCAAGGACGUGGACUUCAUCAAGAAGCAGCUGUCACACGAACGCACGCUCAAGCUGGGCGCCUUCCACCGCGUGGACGAACUCCAGAGUCAGGUAUAUGAACUGGAAUCCAACCUGUUCGCUCAUUCACCUCAUGGUACGGCCUCCAUUCCGCCCACACCCGCGAAGAGUACGCGAGCAGUGUCGGCCAGCAAAGUUUCCAGAAAAAUCCGGCCCUCCACGACCUCCGGGGUAUGGCCUCCGCCGACCGCCUGGCCUGCCACUCGCAUGCAGGGGGCGCCGGAAGAGGGCGCCUUGGCUGUUGCUGGCCUCAACAACAUGGACAACAGGAUGGUUCAACGGCCCAAGACGGUGGGAGGACGGUUACGAAGUCGCAUUGCCGAGCAGCUGCUAAACGAACUGGAGCCUGACCAUCACCGCAUCAUAGUGCAGCUGGAGCAGCUGCAGCUUGAGGGACGCCGCUAGGUCGACAACGUGACCCAGAAAGAGCGUCAAGCAACAGAAUAGCACUUCACCUGAGCUGUCGUUAACAGAAAUAAAGCGCACGCAGACGGUUAUGUGAUUGGCCUAGAGACACAAACUUCCAAAUCCAGGAUCUGUUGCGAAGUUUCAGGAUCAUGUCACGGGCAGGGGAAACCUUCCCAAACGAAAUCUGUGAUGGACAUUUCUUGUUUACUUUAUGAUAAACGAUAGGCGCCUACAUUCUUUGGUAGGCACAGGCGGUUUUAAUUUAUGGAAAUCUUUUCCCUUAAUGUUGAAACAAAAUUUGCACCACGCCAUCAUCUGAGGCUUUAAAACACCUUUCUAACCGGAGUCACGUCACAGUCCAUGACAUUUUUACAUAAAAAUUUUAUGUCUUUUUUCCAAAGAUCAGAUAUUCGAGAAUGAGACUGAUUAAGAAGGUGUUUCAGAAAUAGAAAGCGUUGAAGAACUAACAAGGAUUAAAAAUGGAGAACGAAAUGUAUACAUUUGUCUUAAAACACCCAAAUUUACAUUUUGUUGUCGUGUAAAUAUUUAAAUGUACAAAUGGUGUUCGAGAUCCUUAUGGUGAAUUUACUAAACACGCGUCGGUAUUAUUUUUGGAACAUUUUACUUGCUCAACAUUCAUUUACUUUUCUAUGCACUUUUAAAGAAAUUUUGACACUGGACUUAGUCCCAGUUUUAUUGGAAAGUUUUCAAAUGACAUUGUUGGGAAAUGUUCAGGUAGUAUUAUCUGUGUAGUAAAACCAUCAAGAGAAACUUGUUUACUCUGUACUAAUCUUGAGAAUGCUCUAUCAUUGUAAAAUUCUAUUGUUGCUUGAACGGUAAGACACCAUAAACUGUUUAAUUACUACGAUAGGCUGCUUGAUAAUGGUUAAUUCGUCCUUGUUCUGUUGUCCAGAAAGUAAGAAUGUCAUUACAUUAUUUAGUCGUUCAGUUAUUAAAAAAAACUGAUAUAUGGACUCAGUUUAUCAAUUUAAAGUCCAAAUAUAUUGUUUGUAUAUAGAUAUGUUUAUAAUUUUGUAAUUUUGUACUUUAUACAUCCUGCCUUUUCUAAUGCACAUCAUCAAAUCAUAGUAAUUAUUGCCACCACACUCGGUUUUCUUUUUAUCUCUUAUUUUUAUUUGAUUCUCAACAAUAAUUUUUUUCCGACAAAUGUUUUUCUUAAACGUUAUGAUUGUGCUUAUCCUUAUAACGAUCAUCUUUUUUCUUCACGAGCCUACUCAUUUUUCUGCCGAAUGUUGCUUUUCUCUGUCCCUCUCUCAAAUGCAGCAGCGAUCGUUACCAAGUGACAGGAUGCAAGAAGCAUUGCGUUUUCUGUGAUACAUUCAUUUGCUCAGUAUUUCAUUCAAAUUGUCGACGAAUCCAUGGUGAGGAUUGCAUUUGUUCGUGUCUACCACAAUUGUUGAAUUUUUUAUCUUCGAAAAAUUCAUAUCAGUUCUUCAGUGGGCUAAAAAGAGUAUUCAUAUGAGAUGUAUGCACAGUUUAUUUUAUAUCUAGACGUAUAUAUUUUUGAGAGAUUACAACCUAUUUGUUAGUACAAAGCAUGUCUCUUUCCCUCCACUCUUUUUGUCUUCAUAUCCAAUUCACCAUCUUAGACUUGUUGCACUCAUACACAUUAGUAUCGAGGGAUGAUGUUAAAGUUUUGUGCCCUUUCCUUUUCCCCAGUUAAGAGCUGUGUGAAUAUUCCAGGCUGGAAUUCAUGUCCUGCCUCGAGUUAGCACCUCGAUCAAGCGCUCCUUUCAUUUACGUGAAACACCCAACAAGUCCCAGCGCGUAGCACGUGCUUCAGUUUGUAACGGUUUCACCAGCUGACAUCACAGUUUGUACUGAGUGCAGGUCUAACGCCCGCAGGGUCUGUGGCGUCCAUGACACAGGCAAACACAUUGCAGGAGGCAGGACACAGGCUAUCGGCUUGACUGACCUUUAAGUUGGGUACAGGGUCGACGUGAAUUCCAACUCACUCCCAUGUCCUUGCAAAUAUACAGUCAUUAAGAAGGCGUGCUAUCCAGACCUUAUCUCACUACAAAUUUACGUUUUUGAAGAAUUGUACCAGCCUCAUCCCCACCCUACCCUCUUACAAAUGUAUGGUCUGCACAGUCACGCAGUCAAACUGACCCACCAACGCGAUUUGCCUUGAAAAAUUCAGAGAUUUUUUCCUAUUAUUUUCUUGUCCACAACUGAUUGCUUCAUGUUCCUUGUGAAAUCAAACGCUGUUUAUUUUCUGUUUGUCCUCUUUUAAACGCAGGAAAUGUUACAGGAUUCUGUGCUCAUGUAGCCAGAAUCGAUUAAAUACUAUUUAUAUAUAAAUAAAAAAAAACAAUGUGGCAAAUUAAAUUUCCUGUUGAAACCUGUGUAAA
Messenger RNA from Pomacea canaliculata, 3175 nucleotides. Its product is annotated as coiled-coil domain-containing protein 162-like. The record is from RefSeq and is a predicted model, not a curated record. Lineage: Eukaryota; Metazoa; Mollusca; Gastropoda; Architaenioglossa; Ampullariidae. The transcript has 6 exons. The coding region runs from base 177 to 800 and encodes 207 amino acids.